AUGACCAAGAGGAAGAACCAAGGACAGAUAGGUGUGGAGGAGUGUGUUGAUAAAAGAGAAGACGAGAUUGAUGACAGUUUGUCUUCAGAUGAAGACGAGAAUGAUGUUGAAGGUGUUGCUUCAAAUCCAGCAGCUGUGCCGUAUCCGAAAGACAGUGAGUGGACUGCAGUUGACACCUACCGACCUCUGCCUGUCAACACGACACCCAGGCAGAUACUAGUGGAUAUUGAUGAGUCGAGUUCUGUACUGGAUUGCAGUAAAGUGUUCCUUACUGACAGUGACGUAAAUGAACUCAAGAGACAGACAAAUUUGUAUGCAUCACAGACAAUACAGAAGAAAAGAAGAGGAAAUAAUCUGAAGCCCCAUUCAGUUUUGAGUUCGUGGAAGCCAGUGACUAUAAGUGAGAUGAGGCGUUUCUUGGGUAUUAUUUUCCACAUGUGUGUUUCGAAAAAGCCCAAAAUUGCGGACCAUUGGAGCACUAAUCCUGUUCUUAGUUGUAACUUUUGUCCCCAUGUCAUGAGCCGUUUGCGUUUCACUCAGAUACUGUCAUGCUUGCAUCUUGUUGACAAUUCAAAUCAGAAAAAACCAGGCGAAGAUGGAUUUCAUCCACUUUACAAAGUUUUGCCAUAUUAUAAUAAUUUGAAGGAGCGAUGUAUCCAGGCAUAUCGUCCCUCAGAAAAAGUGACAAUUGAUGAAGGAAUUUGCCCAUUUCGAGGUCGUGUGAGUUUCCGUGUUUACAUGCAAAAUAAGCCUCAUAAGUAUGGACUGAAAGUAUAUGCUGUUGCUGAAGCCAGUAGUGGCUAUGUUGUAAAUUUUGAAGUUUAUGCUGGUAAGCAUAUUGUUGACAAUUCUUCGUCUGCGGUUAUUUUGCGAUUGUUGUCUGACAGCAGCUUGCUGAACAAAGGCCACACUGUGUAUUUAGAUCGAUUUUAUUCCAGUCCAGAGCUAUUUCAGCAACUGGCAGAGAAAGGCACUGGAGCUGUUGGUACUGUGAACAAAUCCAGGAAAGGAUUGCCUAAAGAUUUAGUAUCUGCUAAGCUGAAAAAGGGCGAAAUGUCUUUUCGGCGUAAAGAUAAUGUAUUGGCAAUGAAGUGGAAAGAUAAGAGAGAUGUGUAUACAUUGUCUACAAGGCAUCAAGCAACAUUUGGUACGCAUACUAAGAGAAAUGGGUCUGUAGUAUUGAAACCACUUCAGGUACUUGAUUACAACCUCAAUAAAAUUGGAGUGGAUAUUGGAGACCAACGCCUGCAGUACAAUCCGUUCCAGCACAGAACUGUGAAAUGGUGGCGAAAAUUAUAUUUCCAUUUGCUGCUUAUGGGAGUAUCAAAUGCAUUUUGGCUGUACAAUGCAGUGCACAGGAAGAAAAUUACAAUAACAGACUUUAUAACAGUGCUUGCAGUUCAGCUUGUUGAAGACGACACACUUGAAUUCAUUCCAAGAAAUGAAGGAACUGUAGGUCGGCUAACAAAGAGACAUUUUUUGCAGCACAUACCUGCAACUACUAAGAAGUAUGCUGCUCCUCUGGCACCAACAUCAACACUAGUUGCAUCUACAGUCAGACCUGGUCAGCUUGCACACCGGCCACACCCACAGAGACCACCGCACAGCACUCACUGUGCAAGACCCAGCCAACCAACAGUUGCUGAGCUGCUCCAACCUCAGCCAAGCCCUCUCAAGCUGUGCCUGCAGCUGGCUCACAAGACGCUGCUGCAGUGA
Molecule: messenger RNA, 1716 nt
Organism: Schistocerca americana (American grasshopper)
Lineage: Eukaryota; Metazoa; Arthropoda; Insecta; Orthoptera; Acrididae
Product: piggyBac transposable element-derived protein 4-like
Exons: 3
Coding region: 1-1716 (571 amino acids)
Source: RefSeq, a predicted model, not a curated record